AUGCUCUGGGAACUGUAUGCAUUUGUGUUUGCCGCCUCAGUUGUUUUUAAUUUUGUAGGAGUCGUUGCAAAUUUAUUUAUUAUAGUGAUAAUUUCUAAGACCUGGGUCAAAAGUCACAAAAUCUCCUCUUCGGAUAAGAUCCUGUUCAGCUUGGCCAUCACUAGAUUCCUGACCCUGGGGUUGUUUCUACUGAACACUGUCUACAUUGCUACAAACACUGGAAGGUCAGUCUACUUUUCCACGUUUUUUCUCUUGUGUUGGAAGUUUCUGGACUCCAACAGUCUCUGGCUAGUGACCUUUCUGAACUGCUUGUAUUGCGUGAAGAUCACUCAUUUCCAACAUCCAGUGUUUCUUCUGUUGAAACGGACUGUCUCUAUGAAGACCACCAGCCUGCUGCUGGCCUGCCUUCUGAUUUCUGCCUUCACCACUCUCCUAUAUUUUGUGCUCACACAGAUAUCACGUUUUCCUGAACACAUAACUGGGAGAAAUGACACAUUAUUUGACAUCAGUGACGGCAUCUUGACGUUAGCGGCCUCUUUGAUCCUGAGCUCACUUUUACAGUUUCUGCUCAAUGUGACCUUUGCUUCUUUGCUAAUACAUUCCCUGAGAAGACAUGUACAGAAGAUGCAGAGAAACAGGAGCAGCUUUUGGAAUCCCCAGACGGAGGCUCACGUGGGCGCCAUGAGGCUGAUGAUCUGUUUCCUCGUGCUCUAUAUUCCAUAUUCAAUCGCUGCCUUGCUCUAUUUCCCUUCCUAUAUGAGAAAGAAUCUGAGAGCCCAGGCUGCUUGCAUGAUCAUUACUGCUGCUUACCCUCCAGGACAUUCUGUCCUCCUUAUUAUCACACAUCACAAACUGAAAGCUAAAGCAAAGAAGAUGUGCUGUUUCUACAAAUUGCGGGAUUUCGUUAGUAACUGACAGCAUCAGUUCAUGGUUUGGUUGCAUUAGAAACUUCUCAGUGAUCUUAGGGCUUAAUUUUGUGACCCUUUAUCUGGCAUCCUGACUCUGGGGUUGAGUGCUUAUGUUUUGGUCAACACUGCACUUCUUAGCUAAUAUUUUAAA
Rattus rattus (black rat) is the source of this 1059-nucleotide messenger RNA. It is a transcript of the gene Tas2r4, whose product is annotated as taste 2 receptor member 4. Gene Ontology annotation, biological process: sensory perception of taste; G protein-coupled receptor signaling pathway; detection of chemical stimulus involved in sensory perception of bitter taste. Gene Ontology annotation, cellular component: membrane. Gene Ontology annotation, molecular function: G protein-coupled receptor activity; bitter taste receptor activity. The coding region runs from base 1 to 915 and encodes 304 amino acids. The record is from RefSeq and is a predicted model, not a curated record. NCBI's taxonomy places the organism in Eukaryota, Metazoa, Chordata, Mammalia, Rodentia, Muridae. The transcript has a single exon.